UUGAUGAAGGACGGACGAAAGCGAGAAGCAAACCCCUCUUCCCCACCUCCUCGCGACUUCCUCGCCAUUCCAGCUCAUGGAGACUCCCCAGCUCCUCGCCUUCUUCGCGCUCCUCCUCUCCUUUCUCUACUGCCCUCGCUCGGGCCUUCACGCCUCGGCUCACGAGCAGCAGCUCUUCCUGUCGCUCAACUCUUCUUGUUCUUCUUGUUCUUGCUCUUCUUCUGAGUUUUCGUUGAGGGAAUAUGUAGCGAGGAGGGCCAAGGACGCGAGCCUGGCGGGCUGGAUGAAGAAGAUAAGGAGGGAGAUCCACGAGAACCCGGAGCUCGCUUACGAGGAGUUCGAGACCAGCGCUCUCGUCCGGCGCGAGCUCGACCGCCUGGGCGUCGCUUACCGGUGGCCCACCGCCGGGACUGGGGUCGUGGCCACGGUCGGGUCGGGGUCUCCGCCGUUCGUCGCCCUCAGGGCCGACAUGGACGCCUUGCCCAUUCAGGAGAUGGUGGAGUGGGAGCACAAGAGCAAGGUGGAUGGGAAAAUGCAUGCUUGUGGCCAUGAUGCUCAUGUCGCCAUGCUACUCGGAGCUGCCAAGGUAUUGCAGGAAGUCCGAGACCAUCUGCAGGGAACAGUGGUCCUUAUAUUCCAGCCGGCCGAAGAGAGUGGCCGAGGCGCGAAGGAUAUGAUCCAAGGCGGUGCCCUCGAGAAUGUGGAAGCGAUCUUUGGCUUGCAUUUGGUCCACAGGUACCCAAUUGGGGUUGUCGCGUCGCGGCCUGGGGAAUUCCUAGCUGGGUGUGGCAGCUUCAACGCUAGGAUCAAGGGGAAAGGGGGUCACGCAGCGAUCCCGCAUCUCUCGAUUGACCCGAUUUUGGCGGCUUCGACUGCGGUGAUCAGCUUGCAGAAUAUUGUUUCCAGAGAGGUAGACCCUUUGGACUCUCAGGUAGUUUCGGUAGCGAUGAUACAAGGCGGGACUGCGUUCAAUGUAAUCCCCAACACGGCCACGAUCGGCGGGACUUUCCGAGCUUUUAGCAAGAAGAGCUUCUAUGGUCUAGGGGAAAGAAUAGAAGAGGUGAUAAAAGCACAGGCGGUGGUGCACCGCUGCUCCGCGGAGGUUGACCUAGAGGGGAACGGACACCCCUCGAUCCCACCAACCGUGAAUGAUGAGAGGAUCUACAAGCAUGUCCACCGUGUAUCGACCGAGAUCGUCGGGGAAGAGAACACGGUGCUGUCGCCUAGUUUCACGGGAAGCGAGGAUUUUGCCUUCUAUUUGGACAAGGUCCCGGGGUCCUUCCUCCUCCUAGGCAUUAGGAACGAGAAGGUUGGGUCCGUCUACCCUCCGCAUAGCCCUUAUUACUCUAUCGAUGAGGAUGUGCUCUCGAUUGGGGCCGCUAUACACGCCGCGUUUGCUCUUUCAUAUAUUUCCGAUUCUACAAGAACAGUGAAUUUAGUCUGCUAGAAUAGCGUUGUUAAUACAUGAACUUAUAUCUGUUCAUUCAUACGUUUAACUAUGUGAUUGUUCCUAGCAAGUCUGAUGUAAAUUUCUCGAACAUGUUUCCGAGAGAAUGAGAUCUCAGUUUCAAUGGA
Messenger RNA from Eucalyptus grandis, 1575 nucleotides. Its product is annotated as IAA-amino acid hydrolase ILR1-like 1. The record is from RefSeq and is a predicted model, not a curated record. The coding region runs from base 77 to 1447 and encodes 456 amino acids. Gene Ontology annotation, molecular function: IAA-Ala conjugate hydrolase activity. The transcript is spliced from 5 exons. Gene Ontology annotation, biological process: auxin metabolic process. Gene Ontology annotation, cellular component: endoplasmic reticulum. Lineage: Eukaryota; Viridiplantae; Streptophyta; Magnoliopsida; Myrtales; Myrtaceae.